AUGUAUUUCGACGGAGCCUUAAAUAGAAGGGGAAAUGGUGCAGGGGUAUUAUUGAUCGAUCCUUAUGGAGUACAUAUUCCUUUCGCUGUGAAGCUUAGUUUCCCAACGACGAAUAACACGGCUGAAUAUGAAGCAUGCAUCUAUGGAAUCGAAGCGGCAUUAGCAGCUGGUGCAAGAAAUCUCACAGUAUACGGUGAUUCUUAUCUCAUAAUUUCCCAGACUAUUGGAGCUUGGAAAGUUCAGGACGAAAGGUUGCAAAUGUGCACGGAGUAUCUUCAACAAUUUAUCCCAUUAUUUGAAGAUAUAGAGUUCAAACAUCUCCCUCGCGAACAAAAUAGUUUCACCGAUGCUUUGGCAAAUCUGGCGGUAAAUUUAACUUGGGACGAUGAUGUGAAGGUACAAUCGGUAACAAUUGUAGAAAAAGAAAUUCCAGUGGUUAAUUUUAAACCAACAAUUGCUUUAUUAACCCAAGAAGAUGAUGAGGAUGCUUGGUAUACUGAUUUUAAGAAGUAUUUAAUCAAUGGAGAAUAUCCUAAAGAAAGUCACAAGAAGGAUCAAUUGGCUAUUCGAAGGCUAGCUUCUCAUUUCACAAUAUUGAAAGGUUUGUUGUAUCAUAAGAGUUUCGAUGGAAAUUUUCAAUUAUGCAUCGAUGGGGAGCAGACACAAAGGAUCAUGGAAGAGGUACAUGGGGGAGAAUGUGGGCCUCUUGCUCGGAAGAUUCUGCGAGCAGGGUAUUAUUGGACCACUUUGGAAAGGGGCAUAGAUAUCAUUAGGAAAAUACAUCCGAAAGCUUCGAACGGGCAUCAAUAUAUAUUGGUUGUUGUCGAUUAUUUUUCGAAAUGGGUGGAGGCAUCAUCAUAUUCAAAACUAGGUGCAAAACAAGUUUCAAAAUUUGUAAUCAAUAACAUUAUAUGUCGGUAUGGGGUACCUUUUGAGAUUAUUUCCGACAAUGGUUCGCAAUUUGAAGGCCAUCUCAAAGAAACCCUUGAGAAGUAUAAAAUCAGACAUCACCAAUCAUCACCAUAUUGUCCUCAAACCAAUGGAGCUGUUGAAGCAGCUAACAAAACCAUCAAGACGAUAAUCGCCAAGAUGACAGAUAGGGCUCGAGAAUGGCCCGAUAAACUUCCCUGCGCACUUUGGGGAUACAGAAUUUCCAUUCGAACACCAACUGGGACUUCUCCAUAUUCUUUGGUAUAUGGAAUGGAUCCGCUUCUUCCAAUCGAAACGGAGAUUCAAUUGCUUCGCGUAAUGAAUGAAAGCGAGAUAUCUGAAGAACAAUGGCUUAAAGAACGAUAUGAUGAACUUUCUUUGGCAAGUGAACGAAGGUUACAAGCCCUUCACAACAUUCAAAUUUAUCAAAGACGCAUUGCUCGGGCUUUUUAA
Chenopodium quinoa (quinoa) is the source of this 1383-nucleotide messenger RNA. RefSeq lists its product as uncharacterized. The record is from RefSeq and is a predicted model, not a curated record. Gene Ontology annotation, molecular function: RNA-DNA hybrid ribonuclease activity; nucleic acid binding. Gene Ontology annotation, biological process: DNA integration. The transcript is spliced from 2 exons. Bases 1 to 1383 code for a protein of 460 amino acids. NCBI's taxonomy places the organism in Eukaryota, Viridiplantae, Streptophyta, Magnoliopsida, Caryophyllales, Amaranthaceae.